Molecule: messenger RNA, 3279 nt
Organism: Psammomys obesus (fat sand rat)
Lineage: Eukaryota; Metazoa; Chordata; Mammalia; Rodentia; Muridae
Gene: Rtbdn
Product: retbindin
Exons: 5
Coding region: 2578-3279 (233 amino acids)
Cellular component (GO): external side of plasma membrane
Molecular function (GO): signaling receptor activity; riboflavin binding; riboflavin transmembrane transporter activity
Source: RefSeq, a predicted model, not a curated record
GCUGGAGAGAACCCAAGCAGAUAAAAGUGUUUGCUCUGGAGCUGGAGAGAUGCCUAACUCAUCAAGAACACUGGCUGCUCUUUCAAGAGGACCUGGUUUGAUUCCUAGCACCCAUGUGAUGGCUUAUAACCAUUCAUAACUCCAGUACCAGGGAAUCUGAUAUCUUCUGUUAGCCUUCUUGGGCAACAGGUACAGAUAGGAUGCACACACACACGCAGCCAAAACACCUAUGCACACAAUAGUUUAAAUUUUAUAGAAACAAGAAUGCUUGCUUCUCUUGCAAAAGGGCCAGAGUUUGGCUCCCAGAACCCACAAUGGGUAUUUACAACAGCUUAUAACUCCAGCUCCAGCUGAUCAGAGACAUCUGACCCCCUCAGGCACCUACAGUAAAGUGCACAGACAUCCCCUCCCAAGGUACACUAAAAAUAAUUAAAAUAAGUCUUGAAAAAAAUUGCCUGCCUUACCCUGCUACAGAAGGAAGACACAUUUCUGACAGUGGUGUCCAUAUUCUUCAAGGACGGAAGCAUGUGCUCUAAGAACAUGCAUAUGAACUAUGAAUCCAGCCAGAGACAAUGCUCUGCGCACACAUACAUACACGUGUGCACACAUACUCAGUCCAUACGUGCACAAACCCUGCACAUACACAUACAUCCUCCUCGAACACAGACGCAAGUAUUUCCACAUGCUUUGUGCACACUUCUCAGAUAAAGACCCACCUGUUCUCCAAAACCACACACAGGAGUUGAGGAGACCUCAGAGGUUAAGCGAAUGUACCACACUGGCAGAGGACCUGAGUGCAGUUCCCAGAAUCCAUGUCAGGCAGUUCAUGACCCCAGCUAACGCCAGCUCCAGUUGACCUUAUCAGAGGACUCAGACCAGUGACUACACUCACAUCCACAGGUCCACGUGGACAAACACACACACACACAACACACAUUUAUGAAUAAUUUAAAAUAGUAAAAUAUGAAAAAGGAAGAAAACUAUGAAUGCAUAAUCAGCAAAGAGAGUCAUAUACAACCUGUGUAUAUAUUUGCAAAUAUCCAGCAGACAGACACACAAUGUGCAUAAGCACAUGUGUAUAAAACUCAGACCCUACAAUCAUACAAACACAUAUGUAGGAGGCACUUAUCAAAUGCAAAUGCACUCAAAAGUACAUACAAACAUGCCAACAUGCUCAGUUCCAAACCCAUGGAUGCUCAGUGUGCACAGUUCCCAUCUGAUACAUAGACACGUUUUUCUCAACACAGCUCAUACACAGGCUCAUGACAGCUCACGCAUGGCCUUCUUCCCCAGGCUGUUUCCCUCCACCUGGUUCUCCAGAUUGAAUUAAGUCAAUUCUCUGAGAUUGAGAUCGUCACCUCCUGUACAUACGUGCAUCCCAGAACCCCGUACAGAGCAUGUGUUUAAUGAGUGUCUGUUGAAUUCACAGAGAGAGUGCUAAAGGACACAGAUUUACAGAGCCUAGCGAAAGGCAGAGAAAGCACCAGCAUACACACAGAACUGCUUACCCAAGAGACGCUUACCCUCUCCACCAAACACAGAGAAGAGAGAGACACAGAUUCGGGAUCACCCACAGAUCACACACACACACACACACACACACACGAGAGAGAGAGAGAGAGAGAGAGAGAGAUCUUAAAUUUUGUGGAUAUGUGGGCUGGAGAGAUGGUUUAGUGGUUAAGUGGUCUGCUCUUCCAGAGGCCCUGAGUUCAGUUCCCAGCACCCACAUGGUGGCUCAGGACCACCUACACUGGGAUCUGCUCUCUCCUGUCAUGCAGGCACACAUGCAAAUAAAGGGCUCAUAUGUACAAAUAAACAAAUCUUUUAAAAAAGAAAAAAUUGUGGAUAUAAAUAUGUUAAUGCACCAGUCCCCUGUUUGGGGACUUGAAGGCGGGGCUUUUGAAUGCCCCGCCCCAGAACCAAACCACACCCCUUUCAGUUGCCGCUGUUUGCCGGCCUUGGCUCUGUGCUCCUGAGGUUUCUCAGCGGCCCCUGGACUCCAGCCUGCCAGCAGAUGAGUGGCAGUGGGUAAGGCGGUGGGAAUCUUGUCUUCCACACUUUUAUCUUCUGCCCAGAAGCUUUUGGAACCUAUGGCAGAACCCCAACACUGCCACAGCCCAGCUUGGUACUAAAGGUCCAGCCCUGGGUGGAAGCUCCUAAGCCGAUUGUAAACCAAGAGAAGGUGACCGUGAAAGGAGUGAGUGGGGGAUGGGGCUGGAGAAGGGGGAGAGGAGUCCUGGUAGGAAGAGGGGCUUAGAAGAGCUGAGGUGGUCCUGUUACUCUGAAGGAAGUUGGUAGCAGAGGGCAAACAGGGUGAGAGAUUGGUUGCGUGUGUGGCUUAAACUGGGGGUGGUGUCUCAGCCUGAGGAUUGAAAGCGAUGUGUCUGGUGGGAGGGGAUCUUGGGUGAGAUCUCCUAGGUUCGCCAAGCCAUUGGCUUUACUUGGCUUCCUCCUUGUUGCCCAUCCUCUGUGCUGCCUGGCACUGAUUUCUGGUGGGCACUCACCAGUGCCAACCUGAGCCUCCAGGACAGUGAUACCUCAUCCCUCCACAUCAGCUGGCUCUUGUCUCCAGUGGACAUGGCCCACAAAGGCCACUUCUGGGCCCUGCGACUCAUCCUGGCACUGAUCUUCUUGGUGGCCUGUGGAAGGGGCCACCUAUUGCAAGCUGGGUUCUGGGGGCCCGCUGGGCUGGCAGCCAAUGUGAGCACAGGCCAGCUGCACCUAGCAGGGCACCCUCGGCUCUCAGUCCCGCCACCUGACCCGAGGAUCCAAGGCCCUGGUUCACAGACACGGUCAGUGCCAGAAGCUUGCUGCACGGCACAGAUAGACAGAGAGGCAGCAGGCCCACGGAGCCUUCUAGAGAGCUGCGGGGCACCAAGCCCGGAAUGUGAAUUCUUCCUGGGACACCUUCAACGCGCCCUCCGCAAUCGACUCCACCCGCUGCUGCUGAGGGUUCGCGGGACGCAGCAUCUCUGCCCAGAGGUCUGCCAGAUUUGGUUCACCACCUGCAAAGAAGAUUUUACCUGUGGCCCAACUUGGCUGCAACCCUCUGGAAAGAGAGGCUGCGAGGCCAGCUGCCGUACCUACGGGGAGACCUUCGACAAUGCCACAGACCUGUGUCACUCUGUUCUGGGUCAAGCCCUGCCGGUGGCGGCUCCCGGCUCCCAUCACUGCCUCAACAUCUCCAUCUCUGCUCCACGAACUCGCCACCCUCGCUCCUGGAUCUCCAAUGCUGCAGGCAGUGGGAGCGGCAGCGGCAGCGGCGACAGCCCUGAGUAG